AAGCUGACAGUUUUGCUUCACAUUUUACUUGGCUCUGCACACCUGGACUGCGCUGACAUCCUCCUAGUUCCAGCUCCUGCUUCCAAAGUACAGCACGAGUGAUACAGCGUGAAGAUGGCAGUGUCAGCAGCUAUAGCUGGAGCCUCGUUGCUAGGAGUAACAGCAGAGCAAAUCUCCAGAAAUAUACAGACAAACAGAAAUGUUACUAUUUCAAUUCAAAACAACUGUGAUUUCUCUCUAACAAACCCAAGGCUGACCCACUUCCCGGCCCCGGAAACGAACUGUCAGGCCAGCCCUUCCAGGAUUUACACGUUCAGUGGAUAUAACGUAGAUCCUCCUCAGCCAACCAUCAAAGAAAAAACCACAGCCGUGUGUUCCUUCAGCAAAACCAGUGAUACAGCAUGUGGAAGUGUGGGUGUCUUAACCUACGAUGUCAUCAAGAACAAUGAUCCUGUCGAAUGCAUUGCCAUGAUGUUUUCUGUACCAUAUGAUUACAAUUUGUAUGAAAACUGGUUCGCUAUAGGGGCCAUUAGUGUAGGAACGUCCUGUGAUCAUGCCUUAUACAAUCAAAUGUAUAACGAGGGGGGGAAGGGUUUCAUCAGAAAACAAGCAACAGCUGGGCUCAUAGAGUUUACUGGGGAAGCUGUUGAAAUAAAAGCCACAAUGUCUCCCGCCGGCAGGUCAGUAAUGAAGGUUGAAGUGUGGAACAAACGUACACGUGAUUGAGACAUACUGUGCUUGCUUUUCAAUGCCCUGAUAUUUGCAUGCAUGAAAUCAUUCUUCUCACCUAUUGCAAAAAAAGUCAUAUAGUGAGCACUAGAUGUGUUUUACUUUUUAUACUGUAUAAAAGCAUUUUCAACAUGUAUAACAAACUAUGGAUUGUGUUGAUGCUGUUGAUAUAAAUGAACACUGUACUGUACGUACACUUCUAACCUAUAUGUUCACUUUUAGCCUGUAUGUACACUUAUAACAUGUCCUUUAUUGGACAACUUGAGGUGAGGUGGUAUGUGUUUUUUUUUAGUAAACUCAGUAAAAGGCAUUUUUCUUCCAAAGAGAUGAACUCACUAAAAUAACAAUUGUACAAUGCAAAUGAAUUUUCUACUUAGCUGCUAAGCCUAUUUUCAUGCAGUUCUUAGUUAUUAAAGCUUGUA
Messenger RNA from Acipenser ruthenus (sterlet), 1151 nucleotides. RefSeq names its product DELTA-stichotoxin-Hcr4a-like. Gene Ontology annotation, molecular function: channel activity. Lineage: Eukaryota; Metazoa; Chordata; Actinopteri; Acipenseriformes; Acipenseridae. The record is from RefSeq and is a predicted model, not a curated record. Bases 115 to 726 code for a protein of 203 amino acids. The transcript has 4 exons. Gene Ontology annotation, cellular component: pore complex. Gene Ontology annotation, biological process: monoatomic cation transport; pore complex assembly; cytolysis in another organism.